This is a messenger RNA of Nelumbo nucifera (sacred lotus), 1275 nucleotides long. It is a transcript of the gene APC10, whose product is annotated as anaphase promoting complex 10. The record is from RefSeq and is a predicted model, not a curated record. Gene Ontology annotation, cellular component: anaphase-promoting complex. Lineage: Eukaryota; Viridiplantae; Streptophyta; Magnoliopsida; Proteales; Nelumbonaceae. Gene Ontology annotation, biological process: protein K11-linked ubiquitination; anaphase-promoting complex-dependent catabolic process.
CAUCCUACAUUGAAGCAACGUAGGAACCUGCCGGGUAAAGUCCGGACUCCGGACACCAAAAACGAAUCAAAUUUUGUUAACCCGCACUCUCCAUUUUCAUUUCUCGAACUCUCUCGAACUGCUCUUUCUCUCUCCCACCCAUCCACCACUACUGCAACCAACCGCCGUUCGUUCGUCCGCUGCAACGACCGGAAUCUUUCCACCACUUUUGUUCCUCACCGGAGACCACUCUCGACCGUCGCUCGUUCUUCCCACCGGAGACCACACUCAACCCUCUCCUCUGCAACGCCGCCACAACCGCGCAUUCUCACACUACUGGAAGAAACAGGGAGCUGGUAUCUAUUGACCCUUGAGUGAUUUUUGUCUGAGCAUCUGGUCAAAGGAGAGGGGAAGUAUGGCAACAGAAUCAUCAGAGGGGGAGGAGGAAGGGAAGGCAAUAGGCGGGAACCAGCAUCUGGUGGUGGACGAUGACCUCAGAGAGAUGGCUAAGAAGGCUGCCUGGAGCGUUAGUUCUUGCAAGACCGGCAAUGGCGUCCAAUUCCUCCGUGAUGACAACCUUGAUACCUACUGGCAAUCAGAUGGUGCACAGCCUCAUUUAGUAAAUAUCCAAUUCCAGAAGAAAGUGAAAUUGCAACUGGUUGUCCUUUAUGUGGAUUUCAAGCUUGACGAGAGUUACACGCCCAGCAAGAUCUCCAUUCGGGCUGGUGAUGGCUUUCACAACUUGAAGGAGAUAAAAACUGUGGAGCUUGUGAAGCCAAUCGGUUGGGUAUACGUAUCAUUAUCUGGAGCAGAUCCUCGAGAAGCAUUUCUCAACACCUUCAUGCUACAAAUUGCCGUUCUGUCCAAUCACCUUAAUGGGAGGGAUACCCAUGUGCGCCAGAUCAAAGUUUAUGGGCCUCGUCCGAACCCAAUUCCUCACCAACCGUUUCAGUUUACUUCAAGGGAGUUCAUAACAUACUCCUGUGUGAGAUGAUAAAUGCUGUCAUGCUUACUGAGAUCAGCUUAAAGUGGAAUGUAUUGCCAAAUGCCAAGAGUACAGAAAACAGCAUCCCAGUCAGACUGCCCAGGAUUCACGAGAAGAUUCUGGCAGUCUUUUUGAGGUUCUUAUGUUUUUAGAACUUUUGUCCUGCUUGGUUUUUGAAAGGACUUAUCUUUCCUAGCUGGAAAUAUGGCAUCCAUGUCUCCUGAAUAUAAUAGUGAUCAGUUACCCUUUGCUUUGCCAAUAUCCAUUGAAGAAAGGAUACAGAAAAGCAUUAUUGAUCUGUUUUUGCAUGA